AUCAUUUCCGUUUUCGACUUGGACUCGAGUAGGUACGAACAGGGCACGUGUGCGAGACGAGAAGAGAUCUUUUAGAUCUUUUUCUUUAAGAGAUACCGGAAUUUAAGAAUAUAAAGCGUAUCUGGAAUUGGCCUUUUUGAAACUGCAUCGUCUGCAUUUUAUUUUUAUAUAGAUACUAUAGAUCGAAUAUUGUUGACAUGGAAAACGGUAAAGAGGAAACAAGUGCCGAUUGCUUGAAUGGUGAUGCUGUCGAUGAGGUUAAUAAAGUGCCAAUCGUUGACGCUGAAAGUAAAAACGAUGCGGUAAAAGCGACCACUGAAAUUUCGGAGAAGAUUAAUGCCGAAGUAGAGGUCAAUAAAACUAUUGACACUGCGGACAAUGCGAGCAAAGAAGCUAAAGAAGAACCACCUGCAGAACUUUUGAAAAAGAUCAAGGAACAAAUUGAGUAUUACUUCGGUAAUGUAAAUAUGCAGAGGGAUAAAUUUCUCAUUGAACAAACAAAAUUAGACGCAGGCUGGAUUCCCAUGACUGUUAUGUUAAACUUUAAAAUGCUAGCUAAUCUUAGCAAAAAUGUUGAUGUAAUUAUGAGGGCUCUGGAAAGUAGCGAUCUCAUAGAGAUUUCUGAAGAUAGAAAGAAGAUACGGCGAUCGCCAAAUUAUCCUUUACCAGAAUAUAAUGAGGAAUAUAGAAAAGCUCAAGAGGCCAGAACAGUUUAUGUUAAAGGAUUUCCAUUAACUUCAAAUAUUGAUAAGCUAAAAGUAUUUUUUGAACCAUACAAGCCAUUUGAAACAAUUGUGAUGAGGAAAUAUCAAGAUCGUAAAGAUAAAGUUUUUAAGUUCAAAGGUUCUGUUUUUGUACAAUUUGAAACUUUGGAUGAUGCAAAAGCUUUCAUGAAUGUAGAAUCUAUAAAAUAUGAAGAUACUGAAUUAAUAAGAAAAUGGGCUGCAAAUUAUAAUGCAGAAAAAGCUCAAGAGAGGGAACAGAGGAGAAAGAAAGCAGCUACUACAGGAAAAAAGGAAAUCGAAGUUGAUAAAUCAGAUCAGACAUCAGAAACAGAUACUAAUAUAGAUACUAGUAUAGCUACUAGUACAGAUAGUGUAGAUAAUAAAUUGCCAAAAGGUUCCAUUAUUUACUUUUCCGGCGUUUCUAAGAUAUGUACAAGGGAAGAUAUAAAAGAAUCUUUAAACAAGUUUGAUGCUGAUAUUGCAUACAUUGAUUUCCGAAGAGGGGAUACGGAAGGAUGGGUACGUCUGCAAGGAGAAAAUGCUGCUAAGUCUUUGUUAGAAAAGACAAAUGAAGGAAAGGUGCUAAUUCGCGAAGUUGAGGUCACUUGCAAAGUUCUUGAAGGUGAGGAGGAAGACAAGUACCUGGCAAAAACGUUGGAAGAAAUGGCAGCAUCGAAAAAGAAAUUUGGCAAGGGAAAACGAAGUGGUAAGAAAGGACGUAACGCACGAGGAGCAAAAAGAAGAAAUAAUAGUCCCACCCCUAACGCAGUUUCAGCCAAAAAGAUGGCUGUCGAGUAAGAUGGAUUCACCGUGGGGUUUUUAAGGCAUAUAAUGUAUAUUACACUGUAUUUUCAAUGUAUUGACAAGUUGUAUAGAAAAGAAACAAUGAAUUAUGGGUAGCAUACUUUAUUACAUUUAGAACUUAUUAGAAGCUGAUCUUAAGUAUAUGUAAGUUUUCUUUUCUUUAUUCAUUAUAUUUUCUCUCUUGAUGUGAUAUAAGAUACUUUGAAAAUAAAGUUUUGUCUA
Messenger RNA from Formica exsecta, 1751 nucleotides. Its product is annotated as la protein homolog. Lineage: Eukaryota; Metazoa; Arthropoda; Insecta; Hymenoptera; Formicidae. The record is from RefSeq and is a predicted model, not a curated record. Gene Ontology annotation, biological process: positive regulation of translation; RNA processing. The transcript is spliced from 8 exons. Gene Ontology annotation, cellular component: cytoplasmic stress granule; nucleus; ribonucleoprotein complex. The coding region runs from base 198 to 1523 and encodes 441 amino acids. Gene Ontology annotation, molecular function: RNA binding.